Messenger RNA from Melanotaenia boesemani (Boeseman's rainbowfish), 2489 nucleotides. RefSeq names its product major facilitator superfamily domain containing 6-like (gene mfsd6l). The transcript has 2 exons. The record is from RefSeq and is a predicted model, not a curated record. Gene Ontology annotation, cellular component: membrane. Bases 233 to 1879 code for a protein of 548 amino acids. Lineage: Eukaryota; Metazoa; Chordata; Actinopteri; Atheriniformes; Melanotaeniidae.
GCUGCGGCGCUGUGUGCGGAUCCACAGGUGUAAACUUGUAGGUGCGCUGCAGCCGAGCGCACAAAGUCUGUUAACAGGUGUCCACAAAUCUAAACACGAAACAGACAAAGUGGUGGAUGUAACGCUAGAAUGAGAGAAGGAUAGUGAUAAGUAGAAGAGGAUAAAAACUCAGCGGGAGGAGAUUAAAAGUUUGCAUCCAUGUGACAUCUUUUAAGUGCUCAGGAGGACAACCAUGAAGAGGACCAAGCAGAUUGACAUCAAGCGUGCCUUAGCGCUCGCCGGCACCUUCAGUUUCCUGAGCUCCUGUGCUAAAUCCUGCCUGCUCCCCUUCCUCACCCUCUACUUCAGACAGCUUGGCCUGUCCCCUGCCAUGACAGGCAUCGUCAUGGGUACCAAGUACUUCAUAACGCUGCUGUGGAGACCUGUAGCCAGUAUGCUUGCCAAGCACUACAACAAGAGGCGCAUGGUGAUAAACUGCUCUCUGGUGUUUUCCGCUGCGGCCGCCUUGCUGCUGUUGCUCGUUCCAUCCACAGAUGUGUCCGGUGCAGAGACUGGGACCUGUAACACUUCCCAUCGAAAUGCUGCUCAUGUGAUAGCAAAUCUAUCUUCUUUUAAUAACACUGAUACAGGAAAUUCAUCAGAUGUGACCAUCAGCAUUCUUAGAAAACCGAAGAACGGAUCUAUUGUUUAUUCCACCAUCAGCUCUGUCGUAACCCCAGUGAGACAUAAGAGGUCUGAGUUCAUGUCACAGCAGCCUGAGGGAAAUAAAAGAGGUAGUUUUGGUUUUCUAGGCAGCCUGAAGGAGAUGGACAUUCACAACCAGCUCUUUCUCAUGAUACUCUUCAUCGUCUCAGUGUGGGAGUUUGUGUCAGCCCCUCUGGAGUGGACAGUAGAUGACGGCCUGUAUGAGUAUUUAGAUUUUGCAGACGCCUCAGACCGUUACAGCAGCUCUGAGGUGUGGGGUUCACUCGGAGCGGCGUGUGGUGUCGGGGGGACUGGCGUGCUCGUCAGCCAGUUGAGUUGUCUCAUCGCUGGUCAUACAAACCGGAGAGCUGUGCAUUUCUACUGCUAUGCCGUCCUGGCAGCUCUCACCCUGCCUGUGGCUGCCUACCUCCCUCUUUAUCUGAACAAAAAGCGAGACAGAGCCAACGGGCUCCUGAAAGCUGCUCAGCUGGUUUAUGGCUCCCCUCGUGCUCUGCUCUGCACUUUCACUAUCCUUCUUGUUGGGAUACUGACUUCAGCUGUAGACAACUUCCUCCUUUGGCAGAUGCAGGAUCAUGGAAGCAGUGAGCUGCACAUGGGGCUGACUUUAUCCCUCUCUCUGCUUUCUCAGACUGCCUUCCCCCUCCUGGCUGGCCGCGUUUCUAAACUCCUCAGCCCAGGGAGGGUGCUCGUAGUUGGUGCGGCAAGUCUCGGGUUGCAGUGCUUUUACUACUCCUUCCUCUGGGGAGCCUGGGCUGCCCUCCCUGCACAGGUGCUCAGCUGUUUCAGUGGUGGAGCGCUAUGGUGGGCUGUGACCAUCCAGUGCGAGGAUGUUGCAACUCCAGGGGCCGAAAGGAGCGUGAGGAGGGUGUACAACUCUCUGUGUCUGCAGCUGGGAAGUGGACUGGGUAGUUUUGUAGGAGGGUUUGUGGUGCAGAGGUUUGGGCUGGUGUGGCUGUACAGAGGGGGGGCCAUAGGCCUGAUGGCAUGGUGCAUGUGCCUGCCUCUGCUCCAGUGGAAAGCCCCCCACCAGAGGAGAAUUAACUAUUCCCGCCUUUUGGCAGCUGAUGCAAGCGAAGCCAGCGACUCUGAGUCUGAGCAGGAGAGGGACUGGCUUGAUAAAGCCAUGGAAGACGACAGAGGCAAAAACAACUAUGGAAGGAGAAUGAGCCCCUGAAAGCAACAACUGGGGUGACGUGUGCAUCAAUUAGAGGAGAUUUAUUUUCAGAAAAUCAUUUGAAAUCAUUUCUGUCAGCACUACAAUAACAAAUUCUCACUCCUCAUCAGGUUUGUCACCUUUCCUAAGACAGUCCAGGUGAGAAUGACUCAUUUCCCACCCUGACAGGUUUAAUUACAGUCCAGCUAUUGACUUUAAACACUGGAGUAAAUUUGACACCCUUGUCUAUCCUGGAAGCCUCAUCUCAAACGAUAGAUAGGUGGACUCAUCUGAGCCUCUUUAUCCUUUUUCUCCUCAUGUAUAUUUGCGUAAGCAGCUACUGUAUUAUACUGCAAACAAGGUGGCAUGAUUUUGGGUGGGUAUUCUAGUAAGCCAGUAAUUUCAUGCAGCUAAGUCAUCGUGACAGUAGAGAUACUGAAGCCUCUUAGAGGCAGUGCAAACACAAGACAUGUGCAGAAGGUCAGGCCAAACUGGACUGACAUGCUGCUACACCACGCCCAAAACCCGCUGUUUAUUUUCUGUAAAAACUCACCACCAACUUCUGUCAGCUGUCAGUCUGUGUGGACUCUAAAAUGUGAACUGAAAGACUGAUUAAAAAAGUUGAAAACUA